Trichomycterus rosablanca is the source of this 1605-nucleotide messenger RNA. RefSeq names its product methyl-CpG binding domain protein 2 (gene mbd2). The transcript is spliced from 7 exons. Gene Ontology annotation, cellular component: nucleus. Gene Ontology annotation, molecular function: methyl-CpG binding. Lineage: Eukaryota; Metazoa; Chordata; Actinopteri; Siluriformes; Trichomycteridae. Bases 303 to 1100 code for a protein of 265 amino acids. Gene Ontology annotation, biological process: negative regulation of transcription by RNA polymerase II; DNA methylation-dependent constitutive heterochromatin formation. The record is from RefSeq and is a predicted model, not a curated record.
UUCACAGCGUCACAGCUCCACCAGCUUCUGCACAGCUAGUGUCAGAUCAGACUCAUCAGAAGUUACAUUCAUUAGUAUUUAAUGCUUAGUUCAGAUCAGAACAGACUCAUUAAGUGGAAAUAAAUGAUCCGGCCGGGUGGAGCGGCUCACUUGGGUCCCGGAGCUGUCAUUAGCGCUCAGCGCUAGCUUACCGUUCAGAAGCGACCGGCCAAUCAGCCUGCCCUGUCGGGGCCAUUAGUGGAUUACCUUUGGCUCACGUCUUGGGAUCAGAUUAAGGAUUUUUGAGGAGGUGAGGCUAAUUCAUGAUCAUGGAGAGGAAGAGGAUGGACUGUCCGGCUCUACCCCCGGGCUGGAAGAAAGAAGAGGUGAUCCGGAAGUCAGGACUAAGUGCUGGCAAGAGUGAUGUUUAUUACUACAGCCCUACGGGGAAGAAGUUCAGGAGCAAGCCUCAGCUCUCCCGAUGCCUCGGCAACACGGUUGAUUUGGGAUGCUUCGAUUUCCGGACGGGAAAGAUGAUGCCGGGCAAAAUGCAGAAAAACAAGCAGAGGCUUCGAAAUGAACAUCUCAGUCUGUCCAAGGGAAAGCCUGACCUGAACACAGCGCUGCCCAUCCGACAAACGGCCUCCAUCUUCAAACAACCAGUCACCAAAGUGGUCAACCAUCCCGACAACAAAGUCAAAACAGAUUCCCAGCGAGCAGCCGAACAGCCACGACAGCUCUUCUGGGAAAGGAGGUUGAAAGGUUUGAGGUCGUCCGAUGUCACGGAAGAGGUUCUUAGAGCUAUGGAGCUUCCUAAAGGUUUACAAAGUGUGGGUCCAGAGUCGUCAGAUGAGACGUUGCUUUCGGCCAUCGCCACCGCUCUGCACAUGAGUUCGGGUCCCAUCACGGGUCAGACGUCCACGGCCGCCGAGAAAAACCCUGCAAUCUGGCUCAACACCUCUCAGCCACUCUGCAAAUCCUUUAUCGUCACUGAUGAUGACAUCAAAGAGCAGGAGCUAAAGGUGUACCAGGCCAGGAGGAGUCUGGAGGAGGCUUUAAUGGCCGACGGAUUGGCGCGGGCCGCCGAAUCUGCCAGAGGCAUAGAGGGUAAAGCGGCAUAGAGACUCCAGCAGAAGCACUGAAUCCAGAUCUCACCGCCGCCAGACUCCCGGAGACGUUGUCAUCUGUCUGCGCCCGAACCCAGAGCACAGACGCAAGCACACGAUCACAACCGCGGACAAACGGCCUCGAUCACGGCCUCUUCCUUCCUUCUCUUUUUAAAGGAGAGCAUAUAUUUUCCUCUACGACUCUAUACAUGAUUCAAAAUCAUUUUUAUUUCGUGUCCAGGAAUAAUCAGGUGAAACAUUUUACAGGCGAACGCCGAGCAAUAAUUCUGGGUAAAACUGUGUCAGGUUGCAAUCUGCUGGAUUUGUAUUGCUAACUUUUGUUACAGAUGUCAGGUCGUAUGGGAUUCGAUCUUUUCAGGGUGUGUAACGAACAAUGCAUUUACGGACUUAUUAAUGAAAACCUACUUAUUUAAGAGAAAUAAUUUUAUACUUUGAAAGUGAAAAUAAUACUUGUACAUUUUGUGCAGCAUAAUAGAAUAAAGAAAUGAUUAUAUUCCUA